Molecule: messenger RNA, 3429 nt
Organism: Dibothriocephalus latus
Lineage: Eukaryota; Metazoa; Platyhelminthes; Cestoda; Diphyllobothriidea; Diphyllobothriidae
Source: the annotation of a GenBank genome assembly
CUUGUCGUCGAGCCGCAGGACACUUUUCCCCUCGAUGGAAUUCUGGAAUUCACCUGUAAGGGCACCGGUUACCCGGAACCGAAGGUCACCUGGUUCGACGCCACCACGAAAAAACCGCUGUCACAGUCCUCUUUAACAGAAAAUGCCUCUCCCUCCUCCUACCCCUCGGCUGCAGCUAACACUAACACAGGAAUUCAUAUCAACCAGUUUCUCGGCCAACUUACGAUUUCGGAUCCGGCUCCACGCCAGGUCUUUGCUGUCUACUGUAACAUUUCUAAUGAAGCUGGCUGGAAGACUAGCCGGACAGUCAACGUGGAGUGGCUUCUUAAUGGUCAUGUUCUGGCCACUACUGGUGGUGGUCGGUACUCUGUGACUCCAGAAGGUGACCUAAACAUCAGCGAACUCCAGGUAAUGGAUUCAGGUCGUUAUGCUUGCCAAGCCCGGAACGCAGCUGGAGUCCGUGCCUCUCCAAUAGCAGUGCUUACGGUCAGGCAGACAACCCCCUUCCUGACAGUUCCACAGGACAAGACGGCUGAUAUCGGUGGCACCGUAAUAUUUGACUGUCAAGCCAAUAGUGGACUAAUUACCUGGCGACGGGGUCCUGGGGAACCCUCAAUUGAUACUAGUCGGGCUCGGUUGGCCGGCGACCACCUGAAGAUUGAGGACAUACAGCCUUCCGAUGCAGGUACGUACAUCUGUGUAACGUCGGAUGGCAGCAUCUCCGCCAAGGCAACCCUCUAUGUACAAACGCCAUUGGCUUUUAAAACAAGACCUUCCAAUCAAACAGUUACUGAAGGUGAAGAUGUGCUUUUGUUUUGUGAGACUUCAGGAUCGCCCAAGCCAAGCGUUUAUUGGGAUCUGCCUAAUCAAAUGCCCCUCUUUCCAGAGAAUAGUUACGAGAAUGUGCAUGUACACCCUAACGGUAAUCUAGAGAUACGAAAUGUUAGGCUCAAUAACAGUGGAGUCUAUCAGUGUUCGGCUCAUUCGUCCUAUGGUGUCAUCCAUGCAACCGCUGUCUUGAAUGUUCGUUCCAUCCCACGCACACCAAUGUUCCAAGAAGAAUCAGACCUGGCACUGGACGGUGACAGCUCCAGCAUGCACAGAAUCCCACCAAUCAUUAGUCUUCCGCCCGCUAAUCAGACACAACCAGUGUCGGGAAUAUCGGAGAGACUCACUCUACGCGGUACUGAGGAUUCAACGUGGGAGGUGAUGUGGUUGCGGGGUACGCGAUCCACGGGCGGUCUGCAGGAACACCUUGAUUUCAACCAACCUGAUCGUUUCCUUUUACUGCCGGGAGGAAGUCUGCGAAUCACUGACUUGCUCGUUGAGGAUACAGGUAACUACACCUGCGUUGUCCAGGAGAAGUUGAUGCAUGGUAUAGAGAACGCCCAAGUGGUUAACUGGACGGCCAGUCUCAUUGUUGUACCGUCGAACGUUUAUCUGGAGAGACAAAUGUACCAUGACGCACAGCCAGAUAGAGGCUGGCAAGUGUUAGAGGAGUCCUGGCCUUCUAGAACUAUCCGACUGGAGCCCCUUCAAAGAGACGGCAAUUAUUACUUACUCGUCCGGCCGCGAUGGAUUGACGGUCGCAUUGGAUGGGCCAGUGCUCCCUUGGGACCUCUUCGAAUGACCUCCACUCGCUAUCCACUUCAUAAGGGCGGCGCCUUCACUCCAUCUGUGACCCAGGACCUAGUAGAUCAGGUAAGGGCCACUGAGGUGACCGCCCUAGAUAUUCAGGUGAUUUCACCACGCAAGGCGCGUGUCUCAUGGAGUCUUGCACACCCAGCGGACUCAGUCUCCCUUCUUCAUGGGUUCAAUCUACGCUUUAAGGAGGUACCCCUAAUGAACUGCGUUUCUGAACUGUUUCCCUCUCGUUCUAAUCGGAAGCACGUGCAAUCCCCAAAAAUGGGAGGCGGCCAAUACUGCAGCCUCUCCGACCGACCAGACGAAAAGAGUCUGCUUCAGCGUACGCAGGACUUACAACAUCAUCUACGGGCCGUUUUACCAACCGCCCAGGGCAUUUCUCUAGUACCCCAGGAAAACCCUGAAGUGGAGAAAGAUGUGCUCGUUGGUGGCGAUGAGGGACAGGCCAGCCUCCCCAUUUGGCAGACCCCACUCAUGGAUCUCAAACCAUUUCGUUGUUACAGUGUCAGCGUGCAGCCCUAUGCCACAUUCCCGGGCUUUGGUAAAGCACUGGGCACUCGGAGUUCAUCUCUUCUCUUCCUUACCCCUGAAGAGCAACCAUCUCAGCCACCGGUUGUUCGGGGCCUCAGGCGAAAAACCAAUCACAGCGUCGAGGUAACCUGGAGCCCACCACCAGCCGACGCCUGGAAUGGUUUCCUCAGUGAAUUCUAUGUUUACAUUUUUAAUGCCGCAGAGAACGACAAGAGAGAACUGAAGUUCACUUAUGGCGAGGAGAGCGGCGUUGUAGGCGGAUUGAAAGCGGGCGAGGUCUAUCACCUCCAGAUGACGGUCGUCAACUGUAAAGGCAGCAGUCAGCGCAGCAUUCCACUGAACUUUUCUGUCAGUGCGUCUGGUGUGGUGCACGAAUCCACCGGUCUACCUCAGUUGGCUUCGCAAGGUCACGGGCAGCAGGAUGCUUCUUCCGCCUCCAGGGACUCCACCUCCGCCAGCUCCACCUCCAAGGAGUUCCUCUCCCAGUCCUGGUUAAUUGGCGGCAUUCUUGCAGCGCUGAUUUUCUGGAUAAGCAUCAUUGUCCUUGUGAUCCUGUGUUGUUUGCGACGGCAGGCGGCCACAAAACCUAUUUUCCCCUCUGUCUGUUCCGGUUACGAUGGGGAUUCGGGACGCACCUGCAAGAACCCCAUUGCAGUCGGUAGUGCCAGUGCUGAUACCUUUGCGGCCAAGUUUAAGGCAAACACAGCCGGAGGCAACAACUGUCAUCUGGAGCCAUUGAUUAAGCCUCACUCCACGUCGGGAAGCAGUGAACUGGAGAUGAUCACCACCACCGCCUCCGCCCUUAAUCGUCCGAACCAGACAGUCACUGGCGGCAGCGAUCUCUUUAAGACGUCCAGUAAUCUCACCGCGACCGGCGAGGUCCAGUUGAAUCCAGCACUGAUGCCAUUUCCAAACACAACGCUAGCCAGCUCCAACAGCUCAUCCGCAGGUCAUCGUACAGGUUUCGAUGAUGCUUUCAUUCCAAUGCAUAAUUCGGACUUCUAUUCAGCAUCACCCUACUUAAAUCAAAUGCAACAGGGGCAUAUGCUGCCCUAUAGUUCCUCAGAGUUUCCCGAGCACCUGAACUACCGGGGCCCACCACCACCACCGACCCCACCGUCUGACAUCAAUCCCUUUGCCACGUCUAUGAUGGACUCCACUAAGUGCACCAUGACCGGCCUGCCUAUGGUGGCACCUGUGGCACACCUCGCCUCAUCCAACUUCCCGGCCAAUGGUUCUGAAGUCAACUCCGCU